UAUUAAACCCUCUGCCACCCUCCCAUAAACCCCUCCACCAUCUCUCACACACCACACACACUCAUCACCUAGAGAGAGAGAGAGAGCAAUGGCUCAUAGUUUCUUCAACUUCUGCAGGCUGCUCGUGCUCUUCUUGUGGCUCUUCGCCAACAAUGCAGGUUUAUGUUGGGCCCAAGGUGCAAAUGGAGGAAGAAGAAGAGCAUUGGUGCCGGCCAUGUUCAUAUUUGGUGACUCUUUGAUCGACAAUGGCAACAACAAUAAUUUGCCUUCACUUGCUAAGGCCAACUACUUACCUUAUGGGAUCGAUUUCAACGGCGGGCCCACCGGAAGAUUCUCCAACGGCUACACCAUGGUCGACACCAUCGCUGAGUUGCUUGGACUUCCGUUGAUCCCUCCUUACUCUGAGGCUUCCGGCAAUCAAAUGAGAUUUGGAGUUAAUUAUGCGUCUGCUGCUGCUGGAAUUCUUGACAUCACAGGCAGAAAUUUUGUGAGCCGAAUUCCGUUCAACCAGCAGAUCAAAAACUUCGAGAACACUCUGGAUCAGCUGACGGGCCGCCUCGGGGCUGCGGAGAUGGCGCAGGAGCUGGCUCGCUGCAUCUUCUUUGUCGGAAUGGGCAGCAACGACUACCUCAACAACUACCUCAUGCCCAACUACGACACCAAAAAUCAGUACAACGGCCAGCAGUAUGCAGAUUUCUUAGUUCAGCAGUAUACACAGCAGCUCACCAGAUUGUACAACCUGGGAGCUAGGAAGUUCGUGAUAGCCGGAUUAGGCCUAAUGGGGUGCAUCCCGAGCAUCCUCGCCCAGAGCAGGAGCGGGGCUUGCUCCGAGGAAGUGAACCAGCUCAUCGUCCCCUUCAACACCAACACCAAGGCCAUGAUAAACAAGCUCAUUACUAAUCUCCCCGGCGUCCACUUCUCCUACAUUGACGUCCACAACAUGUUCCAAGAUCUCCUCGCUAACGCCAGAUCAUACGGUUUCAGUGUGGUGAACCGCGGGUGCUGUGGCAUUGGGCGGAACAGAGGGCAGAUAACUUGCCUGCCGAUGCAGACGCCGUGCCCCAACAGGAACCGCUACGUAUUCUGGGAUGCGUUUCACCCCACAGAGGCCGUCAACAUCUUGUUUGGGAACAAGGCCUUCAAUGGGGGCACUGAUGUUGUUUAUCCUUACAAUAUCGACCAACUCGCUCGUCUUUGAACUUUUGCUUCUUUUUGUUGUAACUUGUAAUAGAGCAGAGUUGUUACUAUGUAUCAAAAUUCUUAAACAGCUUGAUUGAUUAAUUUCAGCUUAAUAUAUAGACAGUUUGCACCAA
Molecule: messenger RNA, 1313 nt
Organism: Salvia miltiorrhiza (redroot sage)
Lineage: Eukaryota; Viridiplantae; Streptophyta; Magnoliopsida; Lamiales; Lamiaceae
Product: GDSL esterase/lipase At1g71691
Exons: 6
Coding region: 89-1198 (369 amino acids)
Molecular function (GO): hydrolase activity, acting on ester bonds
Source: RefSeq, a predicted model, not a curated record